Messenger RNA from Triplophysa rosa, 2131 nucleotides. Its product is annotated as gastrula zinc finger protein XlCGF57.1-like. The record is from RefSeq and is a predicted model, not a curated record. The transcript has 3 exons. NCBI's taxonomy places the organism in Eukaryota, Metazoa, Chordata, Actinopteri, Cypriniformes, Nemacheilidae. Gene Ontology annotation, biological process: regulation of transcription by RNA polymerase II. Gene Ontology annotation, molecular function: RNA polymerase II cis-regulatory region sequence-specific DNA binding; DNA-binding transcription factor activity, RNA polymerase II-specific. The coding region runs from base 427 to 1875 and encodes 482 amino acids.
CUGUGAAUGUCUGGAACUGCGCUGCGCUGCACGUCUACCAAAACGGCCAGAUUACCGAGUUAUCUAUUUUGUUUCGCCUAAAUACUGAAUCAUUUUUAUGCAACCAACCGACGAGGGGACACGCCUGAGCGAGCGAUGCUUCUACAAAAUCCCGUCCGAAAAAGAAAACCCGGAAAGGGGGAAUUUGUGGAUUUUGUGUCAUAAACGUGCAGCGGUUCACAGGAAGGGGAAACAAUGGCAGCGCCCAUAGUACACUCGUAUUUGCAGUAAAUACGUCAUCAAAGGUCUGUUCCACCAUACAACACAGAGGUAUUCAAUAAAUACAGGAAUAAUUCCUCUAGUCCUACAAGGGAGUCCUACAUUCAAAAGUACUAUUAAAGCAAUCCAGUGUGACACAGCUUUGUACAAAAUUUAAAGAUUGAAGACAUGAGGGAUCCAGACACAUGCAUAAUGAAGCAUGAAGAUACUGAGGAACAAAAAGAUUUGUUAAAAGAUGAAGGCAAUGAACUGAAUGAAGAUGAGGUGAAACAUCAGUGUAAGAAACCUCAGAAUCUUGUUAUACUAGAAAUCUCUUCUAGUAGUUUGCAGAAGAACAAGAAUUUCUCACCAAAAAGAAAGCAAAGGACAGAAACAGGCAAGUCUUUCACCUGCCCUCAGUGUGAAAAGAGUUUCAAACAAAAACGUUGUCUUGAGGAGCACAUGAGAAUUCACACUGGAGAACGCCCUUACGCAUGUUCUCAGUGUGAAAAGAGUUUCCGAAAAAAAAGUCAUCUUAAGGUGCACAUGAUAAUUCACACUGGAGAGCGCCCUUACGCAUGUUCUCAGUGUGGAAAGAGUUUCAAUCGCAAAACAACUCUUGAUGUGCACAUGAGAAUUCAUGCUGAAGAGCGCCGAUUCACAUGUCCUCAGUGUGGAAAGAGUUUCAAGCACAAAUCAGCGCUUGUGGAGCACAUAAGAAUUCACACUGGAGAGCGCCCAUACACGUGUUCUCAUUGUGGAAAGAGUUUCAAACACAAAUUGACACUUGUGGAGCACAUGAGAAUUCACACUGAAGAGCGCCCACACACUUGUUCUCAUUGUGGAAAGAGUUUCAAACAAAAAUCAGCGCUUGGGGUGCACAUGAGAAUUCACUUGGAAGAGCCCCCAUACACAUGUUCUCAUUGUGAAAAGAGUUUCAAUCGCAAAACAAUUCUUGAUAUGCACAUGAGAAUUCACACUGGAGAGCGUCCAUACGCAUGUUCUCAGUGUGGAAAGGGUUUCAAGCACAAAUUCCAUCUUGUGGAACACAUGAGAAUUCACUCUAAAGAACGACCAUACACAUGUUCUCAGUGUGGAAAGAGAUUCAAACAAAAUUCAACGCUUGGGCUACACAUGAGAAGUCACUCUGAAGAGCGUCCAUAUGCAUGCCCUCAGUGUAGAAAUACUUUCAAGUACAAAUCAGGACUUUGGAAGCACAUAAGAAUUCACACUGGAGAGCGCCCAUACGUAUGUCCUGAGUGUGCAAAGUGUUUCAAGCACAAAUUAAAUCUAGAGGAGCACAUGAGAAUUCACUCUAAAGAACGACGAUAUACAUGUUCUCAGUGUGGAAAGAGAUUCAAAAAAAAUUCUACGCUUGGGCUGCACAUGAGAAGUCACUCUGAAGAGCGUCCAUACGCAUGCCCUCAGUGUAGAAAGACUUUCAAGUACAAAUCAGGACUUUGGAAGCACAUGAGAAUUCACACUGGAGAGCGGCCACACACAUGUCCUCAGUGUGGAAAGAGUUUCAAGUGCAAAGCAAAUCUUGAGGAGCACAUAAAAAUUCACACUGGAUUUGUAGCUCCAACUGUAGUCAUUGAUGACUCAUACAAAGCCUGUUCACUGGUACCUCUUCUCUGAAAGUCAAGAAGAUACAGGCAAAACAUAACCCCAACAGCUUUUGAUGAUAUAUCAUUAUAUACAGAAAUCAAGAAUUACAGUGCUAGUUGAAAUUUCAGAUGUAAAGAUCAUAAAUGCCAUGUUUUUAUAUCAUUAUUACUAGUAGAAAUUCUGUUUCUGUAUCAGGAAUGAUUAUUUUUACUAUAAAAAUUUUUUAAUGAAUAAUCCUGAGAAUUAAUAAAUAUCAGUUCAUGCAGCUUGCAUAGACAAAUGAUGA